GAACAGACAAUAUGGCGGACAGGCUAACCCAGCUCCAGGACGCAGUCAACUCCUUGGCCGAUCAGUUCUGUAACGCCAUCGGAGUGCUGCAGCAGUGCGCCCCGCCCGCUUCCUUCAGCAACAUCCAGACCGUCAUCAACAAGGAUCAGCCGUCAAACCCCACGGAAGAGUACGCGCAGCUUUUCGCGGCACUGAUUGCAAGAACGGCUAAAGAUGUCGAUGUCUUGAUUGACUCUCUGCCCAGCGAAGAAUCCACCGCUGCUCUACAGGCCGCUAGUCUGAGGCAGCUAGAGGAGGAGAACCAUGAAGCAGCAGCUCGGCUGGAAGAGGUGGUGUACAGAGGAGAUUUACUGCUGGAGAAGAUACAGAGCGCUCUGGCCGAUAUUGCGCAAUCGCAGCUACGCACACGCAGUGGUACAUCCAGCCAACCUGCGGCCCCUGAACCCUGACCUCCAGCAUUAUAUAAUGGACAACAUAUCAUGUACACACUAGGGACGUUUCGAUCCCGUGUUCAUCUGUGCUCCUUGAGAUCAGCCUGUACAGUUAGUCACCGAUGCCGAGAGUUUCUGAUCCCUGUAUGGUAACCAUCACAUGGAUUGAUAUUGAGCGUGAACUUUGAAUAGUCUGAGGUGUUAAUGUUCACCGAAUUAAAAAAAACAAACAAAAAAGUUCAAGACUCUGGAAUUUUUCCUUUUAUGUAACACAGUGCGAGUGAGUUUUUUCUAUUUUGUAUAUCUACAACUGUUCUAAAAUGAACAUUAAAAAUGUAAAUGCACUUUUUUUUUUUUUUUGGGCAUUAAAAAUGUUUAUGAAAUGCUACUGAAAUGUGAUUGGCUGAUGGCAGAGCUUGUUCUUGGAGUAAUCCAGUCAUGAUAAACCUGGUACGCCCGGGAACGCCGUGGGGGAAGAAACAUGCCGCACCUCUGUGUUUGUCUUUUGAGAGCAACACGCUAACUGUGGUGGGAGAUGUUUACAUUUUUCUCCUCAAAACAACCAACUGUACGAGUCGUCGUUAUAGAUUUCAAGUCCACAUGAAAAGCCUUGAAACAUACGUUGCUCAACGUGUUGACGUCAUUUCCACAGGAAGCAGGAAGUCAGGUGCGGCGGACAUAUGGAGCGACCCCAUCCCUUGUAAAAUAGGCGAUAGCUAAGCCAUACUCUACAGUUUGUACAGUGGAUGUUUAUAAUGUCGGGGGUGGGACGCUUCAGAUUCUAGAGCGCGUUUGAUUGGACAGUGCAGCAUGAUGUCAGCAACAUUGUUGAUCCGUAUAUUGAUUCUGAAUCUUCUAAAUGGGAAUUUUAGCAUCGUUUUGGAGCGCACUAGCUUAUGUCUGGAUCUAAAGUUAAUGCUUGUGUAUACACUGUGACUCAUUUUAAAGGUCAGACCUGCUGCUGCUCCUGUGUUUUCUGCUCAGAUGUUGGUUUGACGUCACUUGCUGAACUCGGGGGUUGAGGACAGGAGACCGUUCCGAGUAGGAAUUCCGACUUUCCUUUGGAUUCGUCCUGUUCAGAAAAUCGCGAAUUACAAGUUAACGAUCUCUAGAGUCUUACCGACGUCAUUUCCAGGACACAAGAGACGGUAAAACACAUCCUGUUCGACUGCAAAAGAUACGAGGACGACAGAACUGAGCUAAAGAUGCGAAUUAGAAAGCAAAACAUGACACUAGAGAACUUGCUCGGAAAAACGUCUGGGAAAGUGUAUAAUAAAUGUUCUAAAAUACUGGGAUAAGUGAGAGACUUUAGUAAUUUAGUAUGACCAUCUAAUAUUUAUUUAU
Ictalurus furcatus (blue catfish) is the source of this 1775-nucleotide messenger RNA. RefSeq names its product mediator complex subunit 21 (gene med21). The transcript is spliced from 4 exons. Gene Ontology annotation, cellular component: mediator complex. The coding region runs from base 12 to 449 and encodes 145 amino acids. NCBI's taxonomy places the organism in Eukaryota, Metazoa, Chordata, Actinopteri, Siluriformes, Ictaluridae. Gene Ontology annotation, biological process: regulation of transcription by RNA polymerase II. The record is from RefSeq and is a predicted model, not a curated record. Gene Ontology annotation, molecular function: transcription coregulator activity.